Sodiomyces alkalinus F11 is the source of this 474-nucleotide messenger RNA. RefSeq lists its product as hypothetical. The transcript has 5 exons. The record is from RefSeq and is a predicted model, not a curated record. NCBI's taxonomy places the organism in Eukaryota, Fungi, Ascomycota, Sordariomycetes, Glomerellales, Plectosphaerellaceae. The coding region runs from base 1 to 474 and encodes 157 amino acids.
AUGGGCACGACACUGCUUUGUCACGACUAUUUUCAUGACGGCAAGCUUUCUUGGGUUGCGUUGUCGGUCAAGUCGGCCGGACAGCGACAGCAUCCUACUUUUGGGCAGAGAUUCCUCCAGUGGGACUGUCUGGAGGUCAGCAAAGACAACAAAUAUGGGAUCUACACUGUACCUGACGGAGUAGAGGUCCCUGGACGUCUGACCAAGGCGCAGGUGGGUCCAUCCUUCAAGCACUCUUCGUUCGCCGCCUUGAAUGCCGCAACAAAGCCAAAACCUGACCACCUCUCGCCUUUCCACCCCAACCCAACCUUCCACCUCAUCUCAACUAACCUUGGAGACCAAACUCUUCCUUGUUUUCGACCGUCGACGCUCUCUUGUCUCGACUUUUCUUGGUUGUCCUUUCUGGAUCCAUCCGCCCGGGCAGCAGCAAUCAGCCAUCAGACGAUUUGGGAAACAACCGCGGACGAUCCCUGA